Molecule: messenger RNA, 1551 nt
Organism: Naegleria fowleri
Lineage: Eukaryota; Heterolobosea; Eutetramitea; Acrasida; Naegleriidae
Exons: 2
Coding region: 1-1551 (516 amino acids)
Biological process (GO): proteolysis
Molecular function (GO): metallodipeptidase activity
Source: RefSeq, a predicted model, not a curated record
AUGCAACAACCAACACCAGGUGCAUCCUCACGAUUGAUGGAUUCCGAUGCAACUAUACAACAACAAGCCGAUGAUGAUAUGAUCAUUGAUCAUUCUCGGAGAGUGGAAACAAAUUUUUCUCUCUUCGCCAUCAUUCGAUUUUUAGUUGGAUUGAUGAUGAGAAAUUCGGGAGAGGAUGCAAAUCAAUUUCGGAUUUCUUUCAGAAAACAAUUGCGUAAAUUAAGUUUUCUGUUUGUGUUGAGUUUGUUGGGAAUCAUUACUGUUUUUGCAGUGAUGAUUCCGAUGGUUUACUUCAUUGCUGGAACUAAGAAUUUUUUACCAAGUGAUUCUUAUGAUAGAGCCAAAAUAUUGGCUUCGCAAUACGUACCCUUUGUUGAGUCACACAAUGAACUACCUUACAAAAUGUUACUCAUUGAACAACGAUUGAAGAAGCCUUUCGAGCAAGUAUUCACGCUCAAUACUUUGACCACCAAAGAAUCAUUACUGGCUUUAUAUCGAAAAACCAAUCUCACCUUGAGUACUGAUAUUCCUCGAUUACGUACCGGAAAUGUGAGUGCAAUCAUUUUUUCAAUACGAGGCUUGAGCUGUGAUGAUCAGGUUGUGCCAAAUGUGUUAAAACAAGUAGAUUCCAUUCAAACUCGAAUUGUGAAAAAUUUCUACACUCACAUGAAAUUGGCUCAAAGUGAAAGUGAAAUUUGGAGUGCAUUCUAUUCGAGAAAAAUCGCCGCUCUCAUUCACAUUGAAGGUGGUCAUGCCAUUCAAAAUUCUUUAGAAAUUUUACGACAAUAUCAAAUGUUGGGAGUAAGGAGCAUGUCCCUUACUUCGUCACAUUGUCCAAAUAAUUGGGCACAAUCAUCAUCGGCCCUCCCAGGAGGUUAUACUAAUGGCCUGAGCAAAUUUGGUGAAUCAGUUCUGUAUGAACUCAACAAGCUCGGAAUAGUGAUCGAUUUAUCGCACUCGAGUGCAAAAACCAUGACCCAUGUAUUGACCUAUUCAUAUGCUCCAGUGAUUAUUGGAAAUGGUGGAGUCAAGAGCCUAUGCAAUCAUCCAGAUAACAUUGAUGACGAUAUCAUUCUUUUGGUCAAAGAAAAUCAAGGCAUUGUUCAAAUUCCUUACAGCCCAUUGCAGCUCAAUAGUGAUGAAUGGAAAUUCUACAAUGGCUUGUCGAAUCAACAUGGUGGCACAAUGCUUUCACAUGACGAGAAAAUUCAAUUAAUGAUACAUGCACAACUUUCAAACAUGACCAGCACUCGAUCCACCAUUGAUAUCAUUGUAAGGCAUGUCGAUUAUGUGAAAACAUUAACUCAAAGUUGUGACCACGUUGCGCUCGGAUCUGCUGGAUUCGAUGGUGACUCCCCACUCUUUGUGAAAGGGGUGGAAUCUCCUGCCAAUCACAUGUCUGUGGUUGCAGCUCUCAUACAGAAAGGUUACACCACCGAAUGUGUGACAAAAAUUAUGGGAGGAAAUUUCCUUCGAGUCAUGAAAAGAGUUGAGGCAGUAUCGAAAUCUCUCGGUAAUACAAGUCAGUCGAGCACCAGCACUGCCCACUAG